UCGAGACUGUGCAGGUCGACGGGAGCAGGCGUUACACGCUCCGAGACUUCUUCAGCCGUGGCCAGGCAUCGGGCCUGGGGGCCUUUGCAGGCUGGCUCUACUGGGCAGACGAGAAGGGGCUGUGGAGGUCCCCCCAGGACCAACCCAAACGGAAGAGCUUCCUGCAAAGGGCGCCUCUGGCCACCCUGCUGAUCUACCACCAUCUGCAGCAGCCCAGUGGCCGCUCUGUGUGUGGGAGAACACCUUGCCAGCUGUGUCUUCCCUCCCAGGCCAACCCCACUGGCUUCACCUGCAUGUGUUCUGAUGAGAAACUCCUGCUGCCAGAAGGAACCUGUGAUUAUCCUAGGUUUGUCUAUGGCACAUCCAGCCGCGUCUACGUCCUCGAGUUUAGAGGCACAGAGACGGUGAAAACGUUGAUGUUCUCGACAGACCAGGACCUCCAGUCCUUUGACAUAGACUGGUAUCGGGGCUGGCUGUACUGGGCCAACAGUACCGGACACGUCAAACGUUUCAGCCUCACUGUGGACCAGACUGAAGAAGUCCCAACAUUACAACCAGCUUGUACAGUCAGGGUGGACCAGACAACUGGGAACGUCUUUUGGUUGUCAUGCGACCAGCUCUGCAUAGGGUUCACCCCCGUCUUCCUGAGCAAACCUCGGGAACUGUACCAAGCAGAAAGUGAUGUCAGGGACAUGUUUGUGGAUUGGCUGAGGGGUGUGUUGUACUGGUUAGAGAAGGGCCAUGUCAGUACCAUGAAUCUCACUGGAGGAGCCACCACAGAAGUGAUGAAGAUGGGAGAUGGAGUCAUUGGCAGCAUGGCCCUGGACUUGAGGGCCAAUAGUUUCCUGUGGAACUCUCAGGGGGAAGGCUUGACCUCUUUGAGCCUGGUCCAAGGGAAAGCUCACCUGGCAGGGAGCAGGUGGAACCCUUUAGGUUCCAUCAUGGCAGCCCUGGAACCCUUCAUGGUGUCCUAUUCUAAAGACAACAUCACUCUGUGGAACCGGAAAGACGCCCGAAGAGUGUUGGAUGUUUCCGUCGGCAGUGGGGUCAUUGGGGUGGUCGCUUCAAUGAAGAAGAUACAGAAAGGUCGACCUCCUCCUCCUCCGACCACUCCUCCCUGCAGGAGUCCUUCAGUGAUGUGUCCUGGUUCUUCACUCUGCAUCUCCCAGACUCAGCUGUGUGACCGACAGAGGGACUGUCCUGAUGGAUACGAUGAGGACAACUGUGUCAAAUCUUGUUCCAAGAAAUCCGACUUCCGCUGUAAGGACCGCAGGAAUUGUGUGGCCAGGAUCCUGGUGUGUGAUGGACGCUCUCAUUGCCAUGAUGGUUCAGACGAGGUGGGAUGCCCCACCAUCGCCGCCCCGACCUCCAAGGCAGCAGCCCAGCGGUGCCGACUAGGCGCCAAGCAGUGCCUGGAUGGGAGGGGCUGCGUUCUGCACAGCCAUGUGUGUGAUGGGGAGAGAGACUGUCAGGACGGCUCAGAUGAGCAGGGCUGUGAGUCCAUCAACACAUCUCCAAAUGUUCCUAUGAUCUACAUGACGACAACUACUCCAUAUACACAGACACCAUCUCCAUCGACUCCGCCUCCACCCCCCCAGUCCAGCUAUUCUCCUCCUCCUCCGACCACUCCUCCCUGCAGGAGUCCUUCAGUGAUGUGUCCUGGUUCUUCACUCUGUAUCUCCCAGACUCAGCUGUGUGACCGACAGAGGGACUGUCCUGAUGGAUACGAUGAGGAGAACUGUGUGGAUGCUUGUAAAGACCCAGGUGACUUCCUGUGCAAGGACAGGAGGAAGUGUGUGUCAAGGUUGGAAGUGUGCGACGGGCGUGCCCACUGCGCAGACGGCUCGGACGAGCGCGAGUGCCCGUCCUUGCCGCCAUGCGUGCUGCGCUGUGACCGGGAAGAAGUCUGCCUCAGCCAGAAACAAAUCUGCGACGGCAAGACGGACUGCAGGGACGGUGCAGACGAGAGAAGCUGCUCCUCCAACAGUGCAGCCAACCCCAGGGCAGUGGCUCCGGUCCCGGUUAAGUGCAGACUGGGUUCGCUCCUCUGCAGUGACCAGAGGCAGUGUGUGCUCUACGGUCAUGUGUGUGACGGAGAAGCAGACUGCCGGGAUGGCUCAGACGAGCUGGGAUGUGCCAUCCAUUGCAAAACGGGUGAGUUCCAGUGUUCCCACGGCAACAGGUGCCUCCCCCAGCAGCAGGUGUGUGAUGGUACUCCCCAGUGCCGCGACCGGUCUGAUGAGCAGGACUGCUGGAAGCCCUCCAAGGGCUGCAGCCAUCGUUGUGACAACCGGACCCGAUGCAUCCCUGACAGUUUCCUGUGUGACGGAGAGAGGGACUGUCUGGACGGGUCGGAUGAGGGAAUCUGUGCAACCAAUCAGUGUGGCGCCUCAGAGUUCCGUUGCAGCAGUGGCCAGUGCGUGUCCGGUGCGCUGCGCUGCGACAGCCACGCGGACUGCAGGGACCACUCUGACGAGGCGGGCUGCGCCAAGCCUCCACGCUGCCCCCCUGAGCUGCGCUGCCCACGCAGCCACGAGUGCCUGUUGAAGGACUGGCUCUGUGACGGAGAGGAGGACUGCCUCGAUGGCUCCGACGAGAAGAACUGCAAGGCCGCUCCUCUGAAGUGUGGGCAGUACCAGUGGGCGUGUGCCUCGAGGCAGCAGUGUGUACCCGCCAGCUGGAGGUGUGACGGAGGGAUGGACUGUCAUGACGGCAGCGACGAGAAAGGAUGCGGACGGCCCAAGUGUGCGUCCCAGCUUUUCCAGUGCAGUAGUGAGGAGUGUGUGGACCCCAGCCUGGUGUGUAACCAGAUCACCAACUGUCCAGAUGGGUCUGACGAGGGCCCGGGCUGCGUUCUCCAGAACUGCACCAGCCCCGCAGCCCCUCCCUGUGAACACAGCUGCAUCAGCACCCCCCAUGGACCGAGAUGUGGCUGCGCGUCAGGCUUCCAACUGCGGCCCAGCGGCGUGUUCUGUGAAGACGCGGAUGAGUGUAGCCUCCAGCAGGGGGCGCUCUGCAGCCACACCUGCCUCAACACCCGCGGCUCCUACCUCUGCCAGUGUCACCCUGGAUACCUGCUGGAGCUCGACGGACACACCUGCAAGAGCCCAGUGGAGCCGGUGUUGCUGGCAUGCGUCACGUCUGAGCUGCUGCUGCUGGGUGUGCGGAGCGCCAGCCUCAGGGUGCUCACCUCCUCCAGCAGACCCGUCUUCUCCCUGGACUACCACUGGGGGCGCCAGAGGGCCUACUGGCUCAGCCUGGAGCAGGAGAGCAUCCUCUGGGCCUCCCUGGACCCCCACAGCCCUGCUCGGGGGACCUUGCUUAAAGGUGUGAAGUCUGACUGCCUGGUGGUGGACUGGGUUGGGGAGAACCUGUACUGGCUGGACGGGGAGGAGGGCCAGGUUCUGGCAGCCCACCUGGGCCGGGAUCUGCUGAGGCCUCAGGACUGCAUCGUGGUUCUGGACGAGGACCUGGAUCAGCCACGCUCACUGGUCCUGCUGCCGCAGAAGGGGAUGAUGUUCUGGUCGGAAAUUGGCAGCGAGCCCCAGAUUGAGCGGUCAGGGAUGGACGGUUCGGAGCGCGUGGUUGUGGUCAGUCGUGGGCUGAGCUGGCCGGUCAGUUUGGCCGUGGACCAUCUGGCCCACAGGAUCUACUGGACCGAUGAGAAGCUGCGCUGCCUGGGCUCAGCCGGCCUGGACGGAGAGGACCUCAAGCUGCUCCAGCUCUCGGAGACCUCCAGCCCCUUCGCAGUGUCCGUGUUCAACGACCGCGUCUACUGGUCUGACACCAAGAGAAGGACCAUCCAGACGGCCCACAAGAGAACCGGAAAGAACCGCAGAGUUCUUCUCAAGAGACCCGGCCAGCCGUUCGGACUCAAGGUGGUCCACCCCCAGGCCCAGGUCAACGUGUCCAGCCCCUGUGGCAGGGUGAAGUGCUCCCACCUGUGUCUGCUGGCCCCAGGGGGAGCUCCAGGCUCGGGGCCCAGGGCCGUGUGUCGCUGCCCAGCAGGACUGCUCCUCUCUGAGGAUGGUGUCACCUGUGCCCCCCCUGUAGACUCCACCUUCCUGCUGCUGCUCUCCCCCACCACCAUCACCCAGAUCUUCCUGCGCAGCAUGCGUGGCGGGUUGGGGCUGAAGCAGUGGCCAGACCACCGCGUCCUGCCCAUGCCGGGCGUGAACGAGGCGUCCACCCUGGACGUGUCGCUCCGGGAACGCGGCGUCUACCUGGCCGACUCCGCCCAGGGCUCCGUGGUCCUCAUGGCCCUGAGCAAGGCGGGCCUGGCCCCGGCGCCGGGCGGCCCCGUGCUGGCCCUGCAGGACGAGUACGUGACGGCGCUGGCUCUGGACUGGGUCACCCUCAACCUCUACUGGAGCAGCAGCAGGCAGCCGCACGUCCACGUCACGGCCACCCGGGGCCGCUACACCAGGACUCUGGUGCAGGUGUCGCUGGAGGAGACCAGCGCCAUCGCCCUGCAUCCCGCCACUGGCCGACUUUGCUUCACCUCUCUGGGCAGAGGGGAUGGCAAGGUGGGGGAGGCGGCCGGCGGUAUGGCUCAGCUGCAGUGCGCCAACAUGGAUGGUGGAUACGAGGCCAUGCUCUGGAGGAAGUCUGUGACACCGACGUCGCUGGUGUUCUCUAACAAGGGCACCCAUCUGUACUGGGCAGACCUUGGGGCUGGGGUUAUCGGCUCAGUUGCAGUGGAUGGAUCAGACUACAGGCAGUACAAGACUGGUCCUGGCAUUCUGAUGUCCUUCACACGCACUGAAAACAUGCUGCUCUGGCUUACCAUGGACAACGAUAUAACCAGGCUGUGGUUCAGUGAUGGCGGCCAGCCUAAGAAGCUGUGGUUUGAGGUCCAGACCAACGUGGUGUCCCUCCGGGCCUACAGCAAGACCAGCCAGAGGGGAACCAAUAGCUGCUCCGAGAAGAACGGAAACUGCAGCCAGCUGUGCCUAGCCAACCCAUGGGGGAGAAGAUGCAAGUGUGGCCAUGGUUACCACCCUGUGAAUGACACUGCUUGUAGCCCCACCCCCGAGUGCCCGCAAGGCUUUAGAGCAUGCUGGGACAGCAGUAACUGCUUUCCUGAUGCCAGAUUCUGCGACGGUGUUUUUGACUGCCCGGACCUAUCGGAUGAGCAGGAAUGUUCCUAUGGUAACGCGGCAGCCAAACCUAAAGAUGGUAACCCUGCCUCCGCGUCGCCCCCGCUCGAGGAUGGGGCGGCACAGGUGAGGAAGAACAGCCUGUCAUGUGACCAGCAGCGCUGCGGCGGCCACGGGACGUGUGUGACGGCGGACGGAGUCGAGAAUUGCCAGUGCAUGCUGGGAUAUAAGGGCGCCUUCUGCCAGGAGGGUGAGGGGUCUGGGGGGAGCAAGGCCCCCUUGGUCCUGGGGCUGCUAACCCUGCUGGCUGUACUGGUCAUCGCUGGCCUGGUCUUCAGGAGGAGGCGAGCCAUGGCAGCAGACAGGGGUGGAGGUGCGGAGAAGGAAACCCUGAUGACCAACAUGGAGGGGCGUGCGGUGUACUUUGAGUCCUUCACUAACGACCUCUACGACCCCUCAGACUCCGACCCUGACGACAAGGUGCUGGUGUCUUCUGCUGAUGGCGUGUCUCACCAGGAAGAACCUCUACCUGCUUCGUAACGCCUCCCUGUGCUCAGUUCGCCUGUUAAAUAAAGCAUCAACCUGA
This is a messenger RNA of Osmerus eperlanus (European smelt), 5685 nucleotides long. RefSeq names its product very low-density lipoprotein receptor (gene lrp13b). Lineage: Eukaryota; Metazoa; Chordata; Actinopteri; Osmeriformes; Osmeridae. Gene Ontology annotation, biological process: receptor-mediated endocytosis. The transcript has 27 exons. The record is from RefSeq and is a predicted model, not a curated record. Gene Ontology annotation, molecular function: protein binding; hormone binding; calcium ion binding. Gene Ontology annotation, cellular component: signaling receptor complex; plasma membrane; apical plasma membrane. Bases 294 to 5639 code for a protein of 1781 amino acids.